AUGUCGCACCCUGAGCCCACGCAGCCGGUGUACCUCGCCAAGGGCACCUCGCUCACCACAUCCGGCGGCCAGACCGAGGGCAUGAUCCGGAAGAACGCCAUCGUCGACAAGUGCGACGGCAUCUGCGCAUCGAGCAUGCUAGCCAAGCCACACUCCGCCUCGGCCGUCCAUCACCACGGCCCACAGGACACGGUCGUCUACGCAGUCGGCGGUCGCGGCACUGUUGUCAGCGAAGGGGGCAAGAAAAGGGUCGACCUGGAAGCUGGCGACUAUGCGCUGAUACCGGCCUACAUGGAGCACCAGGAGGUCAACGACAGCGACGAGGACGUGGUCUGGACUAUCGUCAGGAGUGGGAGGGUUCCCGAAGUUGUCAAUCUCAGUGGAUGGGGCAGAGAGCCUGUUCAGGGCUAG
Messenger RNA from Anthostomella pinea, 411 nucleotides. The record is from the annotation of a GenBank genome assembly. NCBI's taxonomy places the organism in Eukaryota, Fungi, Ascomycota, Sordariomycetes, Xylariales, Xylariaceae.